AUGCACACACAUCCACACACCCACACACACCACACACACACACACACACACCCAACCCACCCCCCCCCCCCCCCAGACACGCACCCACCCCACACCCACACCCACACUCACACCCACACCCACACCCACACCCACACCCACAACCACAACCACACCCACACACACACGAAUGUUGCAAAUGCUGAUCAUUUAUACAUCUUUGGGCGUGUGGCAGGGCGUGUGGAGGGGCGUGUGGAGGGGAAUGUGGAGCGGCAUGUGGAGGGGCGUGUAGAGGGGCAUGUGGAGAGGCGUGUAGAGGGUUGUGCAGAGAGGUGUGCAAAGGAGUGUGCCGAGGGGAUUGCACAGGGGUGUUCAGAGGGGUGUGUAAAAGGGUAUGCCGAGGGGCGUGUGGAAGGACGUAUGGUGGAACGUAUGGAGGUGCAGCUAAAGACGUAUGCAGAGAGGAACUUGCAGAGGCGUGAAGUGGGGCAUGUGGAGGGGCAUGUGAAGGGGCGUGUGAAGGGGCAUGAGAAGGGGCGUGUGAAGGGGCAUGUGGAGGGGCGUGUGAAGGGGCAUGUGAAGGGGCGUGUGAAGGGGCAUGUGGAGGGGCGUGUGAAGGAGCAUGUGAAGGGGCGUGUGAAGGGGUAUUUGAAGGGGCAUGUGGAGGAGAAUGUGAAGGGGAAUGUAAAAGGAACUGUGAAGGGGAAUGUGCAGGGGCAUGUGGAGGGGAAUGUGAACGGAAAUGUGAAGGGGAAUGUGAAGGGGCAUGUGAAGGGGAAAGUGAAGGGGAAUGUGAAGGGGAAUGUGAAGGGGAAUGUGAAGGGGAAUGUGAAGGGACAUGUGAAGGGGCAUGUGAAGGGGCAUGUGAAGCAUCUCCCCCCUCAGCCGCACCCAUCAUUAGCCAGGUCUCCUGGGCCUUGGCAAGAAUCUUUGUGA
Messenger RNA from Closterium sp. Naga37s-1, 915 nucleotides. NCBI's taxonomy places the organism in Eukaryota, Viridiplantae, Streptophyta, Zygnematophyceae, Desmidiales, Closteriaceae. The record is from the annotation of a GenBank genome assembly.